This is a messenger RNA of Salmo salar (Atlantic salmon), 5097 nucleotides long. Its product is annotated as PWWP domain-containing protein 2B. The record is from RefSeq and is a predicted model, not a curated record. NCBI's taxonomy places the organism in Eukaryota, Metazoa, Chordata, Actinopteri, Salmoniformes, Salmonidae. Gene Ontology annotation, molecular function: chromatin binding. Gene Ontology annotation, cellular component: chromocenter; nucleus.
CAGAAGCUCCACAAUACUUUUGAGCUAAUAUUCUAUAAGAGGAACAGGAGCUCAAGCAGUAGAGUUCCUGUCCAAGUCAAGCAAGUUACUUAUUGAUACAGUUGGCUUGGAUACAAACAGUAAAGAUGGGUGUGAUUCAUGUUAGCCAGGGCAGUUUGAAGGUAGGAGUAUAUGUAAUUUGGAAUGGCACGAUGAAAAUGACCUGAAGAUGAUGCUAAAAUGGAAGGGGGUUGUAUCGGGGGCGGCUGGUAGCCUAGUGGUUAGAGCUUUGGGCCAUUAGCCCACAUGUUGCUAGAUCGAAUCCCUGAGCUGACAAGUGGCAGAACUGUUGUAAUUGACUUGUGGGGGGUGAUGGCGUCAUUUCGUGCCCUGGUGUACCCUCCCGUGCUCGAAAGUAGAAGGGAGAAGCAUCUUUAGCAGAGGCGAUCGUGGCUCCCGAGGCCGGGAUCGAGUACCGCCAAGCCGGACACCUCACGCCGGAAAAUAUGGAGGCUGUGGCCGAGGAGCUGCGGGCCGGCUCUCGGAUUCCUGUCACUGUUGAUCAAAUAGUUAACGAUACACUAGUAGUGACGCUUACCUAUCAAGAAAGGUGCUACAUGGGGAUAUUACUCGAUUGCAACAAAAAGACUGGGCUUUUCUGCCUACCGGAUAUCACAACAAAGCCAGUGGAAUGCCCUGCAUUGAAACCUGGUUGUGAAAUCCCUGAAGUCCUGAGAGAGGAGCCUGUUACUAAACCUCCCAGCCAGGCUUCACAUCAUAGACCAAAGGAUGAAAACACGCUCCCUGAAAAUGACCCACUAGGUGCCAGUCUCCCUGCCCCUCUGCCCACACCAGUACCUGCCGGGCAGGGUCCAUACCCUCCAUAUUUUGAAGGAGCUCCCUUCCCUCAGCCCAUUUGGGUGCGCCACAGCUAUGGUCAAUGGGUACCUCAGCCACCUCCACGAACCAUUAAAAGGAAGAAGAGGCGGACCCGAGAGCCCGGGCAGAUGACCAUGAGCACCAUCAGACUCCGCCCCCGGCAGGUAUUGUGCGAGAAGUGUAAGAACACACUGAAUAGUGACGAGGACAGUAAGGACGGGAUGCCCACAACCAAGGCUUCCAGGAAGGAGAACGCUCCACAGAGCGAUGAAGACUCCAAAGACGGGUCUGUGAAGUUGGCCAGGAAAGAGGAUGCAGAUGCCACCAAGGAUAACAGCAAGAGGCGGGAGAAUGGCCCCACCGGCUAUGACAGCAAGCGGCUCCGGAAGGACAAGAGGGAUGAGGAACCAAAGUUCCCUGCAGUGGACAUCAUUCCCCACAGCCCGGUCAUCAAGAUCUCAUACAGCACUCCGCAAGGCAAGGGCGAGGUCAUGAAGAUCCCAGCUCGGGUCCACGGCUCUGUCAAGCCCUUCUGCCCUAAGCAGCUGAUGCAAAACAGCCUAAAAGGCCAACAGGGCAAGGUGCCCGAGCCCACCACCCUAACCCAGACCCAGGAACAGCGCCACAUCCUGGACGCCACCAGGACGGGCCUGACCGUGUCCAUUCCCAAACUCAAGCUCCCCAGGCCCCCAACGGCCGGCCUGGACUUCCCCUCCCCCAAGAUCCGAGUGAGGACCCUGGGGGACGGAGAGGACAGCCUGACGGUCUACGAUGCGGAGCUGGUAGAGAGGCAGAGCAGAAAGAGCCUCAGGGUCCCGGUCCCUCAUCCCCUGCCCCACUCGGAGGACUCUGGGGAGAAGACCCCCAUGGAGCUGUGGUCGGGGAGCUCUGGAGAGGAGGCAGACCGAGGCCAAAGUGACCUUGCGCUGCUCAUCAACCUUCGCAAGAGGAAAGCGGACUCCUCCAGCCUGUCCGUGUGCAGCACAGACAGUCUAGACGAAUCCAAAUCCUUCAGCUCAGACGGCACGUCCCCAGAGCUGUGCGACCUAGCGCCCGGCGAGCACAUUUCCUCCAUGUCCUCCUCGAUCUCACAAGAGGACAGCAAGACUGUGCCGCCACUCACCGUGCGCCUGCACACACGUAGCAUGACCAAGUGCGUGACGGAGGAGGGCCACGCGGUGGCCGUGGGAGACGUGGUGUGGGGGAAGAUCCAUGGGUUCCCCUGGUGGCCGGCGAGGGUGCUCAGCAUCAGCGGCAGCCGCAAAGAGGAGUCUAUCUGCGAGGCCCAGUGGCCAGAGGCCAAGGUGGCCUGGUUCGGUUCGCCCACUACCUCCCAGCUGUCCGUUGCCAAACUCUCCCCCUUCCGGGAGUUCUUCAGGUCGCGAUUCAACCGCAAGAAGAAAGGGAUGUACCGGCGAGCCAUCGUGGAAGCUGCCAAGGCCGUGGGCCACAUGAGCCCCGAGAUAACCUCUCUACUCACCUCUCACUGCGAAACAGUCUGAAGACUGAAGAAUGGUCUUCUGUCAGAGGUUGCGGAACUCUAAGGCUCUUGAGUCGUCUAUCCCCAGGAGAGAGAGGGAGCGUGUGCAGUUUCCACGGUCACUAUUUAUACAGCAUUUCCCCCCCCUCCACAUGGCUGGAGGAAAAUGGCCGCUCAGGUGGAGUGUUGUUGACUGGAUAAGGGAGCAAGAAAGGGCAAUUUUGAGGCAUCUCAUGGACUACACGGAACAAUUCCUCAAUUUUGUAUUUUAUUUUUUAGAUGUAACCAUAUUUCAAUAGAACUGAAUAGCAACACACUACAAAUCAGAAUGUAUUUAUUAUCUGUAACCAUUUAUUAUCCAUAACGAUUUAAGUUGACCGUUCUACAAUCCCAUAAGAUCUCCAUACUGCUGCUUUUGUGAACGGUCCUCUCGACCGAUUGGUCGUGAAGCGGUUCAUCGACAACCAGUCAGAGGACCUUGUCAGGUCCGUUCAGUCCCAGUGCCAUCCUCAUUGGAAGCCCAGCAACUCUUUUCGAAUAGACCAGGAAGUAUAUCCGCAACAUUGCUGGUGAGAAGUCUUACUCUAAGUUCUUUACUUUCCAAAUGUGAAACUGUUCCAUCCAGAGAUAGUACUGUAGUUUAUUCUAUAAUACAGUGUUUCAUCCUUGUAGCCUUCUUCAGCAUUGCUAGUUGGAUAUGUCGAUGUAACGUUAUUUAUACGUUUUUUUUUUUUUCCAAACGUUUUUCUCUUCCAUUUCAUUUUGGUUUGAAUACUUCAGAAGUGUGGUAUCUAUGGGUUAUUUGUGAGAGAUCCUAGAGUUAAUUUCUACUCACUUAAUUAUUUCUGUCAUGUAAAGAAAAGCACUUUAUCUGUACCUUUUGUGGCCUGCUGUAAGCUCAUUGUCCGAACACUAACUGGAGUUACAGCACUGACAGGCAGCGGGAGUUCAAAUGUCCCACUUUGACUAUCCAUGGCCUUGGAGAUUUACUUUUUUAAAGGUUUGGGAUGCCAGAGAUUGAUCCUUUCAGGGGUGGUUGUGUACACUGUAUUCUUGCAUUUUUGUGUCCGGUGUGUCUUUGUACAUUCUCUCAACCCACCCCAGUUUUAUCCCCAUCAAAUGUUUCCACUGGAGAGAGUGGACAAAAGUGUCAAACACUAUGCAUCAAUUAAAGCUUUAUAGUCACUCAGAAAUGCUGUAAGAAUACUGUGAAUUCAACUCUUUGAGUGUGAGUGUGAAGGUGUGGAGAGAUCGGUGGCUGCUCACUACUGGCUACAUGUCUGGAGAUGGAGAGACUGCAGGAUCGACCUUUAUUGAUCUUAGUUGAAAGCAGCACUUUUGGAAAGUAGGGGGAAGGAAGGGGAGUCAGGACAUAUACUACAUGGCCAAAAGUAUGGGGACAUUCUUGGAAUUAGUGUAUUCGGCUAUUUCAGCGACAGCCGUUACUGACAGGUGUAUAAAAUCGAGCACACCACCAUGCAAUCUCCAUAGACAAACAUUGACAGUAGAAUGGCCUUACUGAAGAGCUCAGUGACUUUCAACGUGGCACCGUCAUAGGAUGCCACCUUUCCAACAAGUCAGUUUGUCAAAUUUCUGCCCUGCUAGAGCUGCCCCGGUCAACUGUAAGCGGUGUUAUUGUGAAGUAGAAACAUCUAGAAGCAACAAUGGGUUUCCAUGGCCUAAGAGACACGCACCAGCCUAAGAUCCGCAAUGCCAAGCGUUGGCUGGAGUGGUGUAAAGCUUGAUGACAUUGGACUCUGGAGCAGUGGAAACGCGUUCUCUGAAGUGACGAAUCACGCCUCACCAUCUGGCAGUCCGAUGGACGAAUCUGGGUUUGGCGGAUGCCAGGAGAAUGCUACCUGCCCCAAUGCAUAGUGCCAACAAGUUUGGUAGAGGAGGAAUAAAGGUCUGGGGCUGUUUUUCAUGGUUAGGCCCCUUAGUUCCAGUGAAGGGAAAUCUUAACACUAUAGCAUUCUUGACGAUUCUGUGCUUCCAAUUUUGUACCAACAGUUUGGGGAAGGCCCUUUCCUGUUUCAGCAGGACAAUGCCCCUGUGCAGAAAGCGAGGUAAAUACACAAAUGGUUUGUCAAGAUCGGUGUGGAAGAACUUGUCUGGCCUACACGAAGCCCAGACCUCAACCCCAUCGAACAUCUUUGGGAUGAAUUGGAACGCCAACUGCGAGCCAUGCCUAAUCGCCCAACAUCAGUGCCCGACCUCACUAAAGCUCUUGUGGCUGAAUGGAAGCAUGUUCCAAUAUCCAGUAGAAAGCCCAGAAGAGUGGAGGCUGUUAUAGCAGCAAAGGGGGGACCAACUCUAUAUUAAUGCCCAUGUUUUUGGAAUUAGAUGUUCGACGAGCAGGUGUCCACAUACUUCUGGCCAGUGUCGGUAGUUCAGUACGCCCCAAACGGAAGAAAAAAGCAAGGACUACCUGUACCUGUCCAAUAAGAAAUAGUUUGUUUUAGUUUUCUGUUGCAAAAUGUUUUCCGUUGCAAGCCCCAAUGAACACGACCAAGAGCUCCUGAUGCGUUUUCUUUCCAUUUUGAAUCCCUUUGGUUUUUGUUAACUCUUUAGGAGUGGGGAAGGAGAGAGUGCCUAGCUCCAUUCACCUGUUUUAUGAUUAAGAUGGAAGCGGAUGUCAGGAAAUUCCGUGUUUGAUGAGCAACAUGGCUGUCUGCUGUUGCCCUCGUUGGUCAAUGUUAUUGGCCACUUUCAGUUUUUUUGUAUAUGUACUGUACGUAAAAUAAAAUAUACAGGCAAUA